This is a messenger RNA of Populus euphratica (Euphrates poplar), 4494 nucleotides long. RefSeq names its product FtsH extracellular protease family. The coding region runs from base 137 to 4054 and encodes 1305 amino acids. Lineage: Eukaryota; Viridiplantae; Streptophyta; Magnoliopsida; Malpighiales; Salicaceae. Gene Ontology annotation, molecular function: metalloendopeptidase activity; ATP-dependent peptidase activity; ATP hydrolysis activity. The record is from RefSeq and is a predicted model, not a curated record. The transcript is spliced from 19 exons. Gene Ontology annotation, biological process: proteolysis. Gene Ontology annotation, cellular component: chloroplast thylakoid membrane.
CCUAUGUCCCUCAUCACUCUCACUUCUUGUUUGCAGGCAUCCUCAUCUUGUAAAACCCUGCCAAAAAAUACACAAAGUGCCAAAUGACCCUCAAUCUCUUUCUUUUCUUUUCAACUACACUCUUCUUUUAAUUCUCAUGGCUUCCUUCAUCUCUCCGUCUCUCUCUCAUCUCUUUCCAUUGCACAAAGACCCUCCGUCACCAAUCAAAUACAGAAUCAGAACCACAAAAUUACACCGAAACAGACACAAAGCUCUCCCUUUUGUCCAUAGUUUACGUGUCUUUGGGCUUCAAGGAGCUUCAAAGUGCUCCAAGAGCAGUCAAGACCUGCCUUUGGAUUCACCCAGAAGGUUAAAACAAGAAAAAGAAUUAGUUUUCUCAAAUGGGUUCCUUUCAAAACCUGAAAAAGGUGUAUUUCAAUGCAUCACAAGGCCUAUAGUGCUCACAUUGUUUUGUAUUGCAAUUGGGUUUUAUCCACUUGGUGCUUUGCCACCUCCUGCUGUGGCUGAUGUCGCGGCGGCUAGUGAAGUUGCAGUUAAAAAGAAGGAGAAAAAAUUGAAUAAAGAAUCAAACUUGAAGGAGCAUGAGUUUUCAAAUUAUACUAAAAGUUUGCUGGAGGAGGUUUCGAGGUUGUUGAAGCGUAUAGAGGAGGUUAGGAAAGGAAAUGGCAGUGUAGAGGAAGUGAAGUUGGUGUUAAAAGCGGUAAAAGGAAGGAAAGAGGAGUUGCAGAGGGAAAUUAUGGAGGGGAUGUAUUUGGAAGUGAGGCAGUUGAGGAAGGAAAAAGGGAAGAUGGAAAAUCGCUCAGAGGAGAUUGUGGAAGAGGUGGAAAAGGAAAAGAAAGAGUAUGAUAAUUUGAGGGAAAAGGGCGAGAAAGAGAGAAUGGAGGCGUUGGAGGAGAGAAUGAGAGUGAUGGAUGAGGAGUACACUAGUGUAUGGGAUAGAAUUGGAGAGAUUGGGGGUGAGAUUUUGAGGAGGGAGACAAUGGCAUUGAGUGUUGGGGUUAGGGAACUUUGCUUUAUUGAGAGAGAGUGUGAGGAAUUGGUGAAGAGGUUUAGCCAGGAAAUGAGGCAAAAGAGUACGGACAGUCAGAAAAAGAGCUCUAUUACCAAGCUUCCAAGAUCUGACAUUCAGAAAGAACUGGAAACUGCACAAAGAAAAUUAUUGGAGCAAAUGAUUCUGCCUAAUGUUGUAGAAGGUGAAGGCCUUGGGCUAUUAUUUGAUCAAGAUUCGAUUGAUUUUGCUGCACGUAUAAGACAAGGCCUUAAAGAUUCACAGAAGCUGCAGAAAGAUACGGAGGCUCAUAUAAGGAAAAAGAUGAAGAGGUUCGGUGAUGAAAAGCAUUUGGUUGUGAAGACAUCAGCAGAUGAGAUUGUGAAGGGCUAUCCAGAAGUUGAAUUGAAGUGGAUGUUUGGGGAUAAGGAGGUUGUAGUUCCUAAAGCAAUUCAUCUUCACCUGUACCAUAGCUGGAAAAAAUGGUGUGAAGAAGCUACGGCAGAACUGAAAAGAAAAUUGUUGGAAGAUGCAGAUUUUGGUAAAGAAUAUGUGGCCCGAAAACAGGAACAAGUUCUUCUGGGUCGCGAUAGGGUAGUAUCAAAGACAUGGUACAGUGAAGAAAAAAACAGGUGGGAAAUGGAACCAAUAGCUGUUCCAUAUGCUGUCUCCAAGAAAUUAGUGGAGCAUGCUCGAAUUAGGCAUGACUGGGGUGCCAUGUACAUUGCACUGAAGGGGGAUGACAAGGAAUAUUUUGUUGAUAUUAAGGAAUUUGAAAUUCUCUAUGAAGAUUUUGGAGGGUUUGAUGGGCUGUACAUGAAAAUGCUUGCCAGUGGCAUUCCAACUAGUGUUCAUCUGAUGUGGAUCCCUUUAUCAGAGUUGGAUUUGGGUCAACAGUUUCUCAUGGCAUUAAGGCUGACUGGUCAAUGCUUAAAUGGAUUAUGGAAGAGUAGAAUUGUUUCAUAUGGGAGAGAUUGGGUUGUAGAAAAAGUUAGAAAUAUAAAUGAUGACAUAAUGAUGGUGAUCGUGUUCCCCAUGCUGGAGCUCAUCGUUCCAUUCCCGGUAAGGAUGCGGUUGGGGAUGGCAUGGCCAGAGGAAAUAGAUCAAACUGUUGGCUCAACGUGGUACUUGAAAUGGCAAUCUGAGGCAGAAAUAAAUUUUAAGUCCAGAAAAACUGAUGAUAUGCAAUGGUUUUUUUGGUUUGCCAUUAGAUUGUUUAUAUAUGGAUAUAUUUUGUUCCAUGCCUUCCGGUUUCUGAAGAGAAAAGUUCCAAGACUUUUAGGUUUUGGACCUUUACGUAGCAGAGAUCCAAACUUCCUGAAGUUACGCAGAGUGAAAUACUAUGUUAAGUACAAGUUGAGGACCAUCAAACGUAAGAAAAAAGCUGGGAUUGAUCCUAUAAGCACUGCAUUUGAUGGAAUGAAGAGGGUAAAGAAUCCUCCUAUACCAUUGAAGGAUUUUUCUAGUGUUGAGUCUAUGAGAGAGGAAAUCAAUGAAGUUGUUGCAUUUCUACAAAAUCCUAGUGCUUUUCAAGAAAUGGGUGCCCGUGCACCUCGAGGAGUUCUUAUUGUAGGUGAGAGGGGAACGGGAAAAACAUCUCUAGCACUGGCUAUCGCUGCAGAAGCUAGGGUACCGGUUGUAAAAGUUGAAGCCCAGCAAUUGGAGGCUGGGCUAUGGGUUGGCCAAAGUGCAUCCAAUGUCAGGGAACUGUUCCAGACAGCUAGGGAUUUGGCCCCUGUAAUAAUUUUUGUGGAGGAUUUUGACCUUUUUGCUGGUGUCCGUGGUAAGUUCAUACAUACUAAAAAGCAGGAUCAUGAGGCUUUCAUUAAUCAACUUCUGGUGGAGCUUGAUGGGUUUCAGAAACAAGAUGGCGUUGUUCUGAUGGCUACAACUAGAAAUAUAAAUCAAAUUGAUGAAGCCUUGCAGCGACCUGGACGGAUGGAUAGAGUAUUUUAUCUACAACAGCCAACACAAGCAGAGAGGGAGAAGAUUUUACACUUAGCUGCUAAAGAAACCAUGGAUGAAGACCUUAUUGAUUUUGUAGACUGGAGAAAGGUUGCUGAGAAGACAGCUCUUUUAAGACCAGUAGAAUUAAAACUUGUUCCUGUUGCUUUGGAAGGUAGUGCCUUCAAGAGCAAGUUUCUUGACACGGAUGAACUCAUGAGCUAUUGCAGCUGGUUUGCGACUUUCAGCUGUUUGGUUCCAGAUUGGGUUCGGAAAACAAAAAUUGCAAAGAAGAUGAGCAGGAUGAUGGUGAAUCAUUUGGGACUAACAUUGAGUAAAGAGGAUUUGCAGAACGUGGUUGAUCUAAUGGAGCCAUAUGGUCAGAUAAGCAAUGGAAUAGAACUUCUGAAUCCUCCACUUGAUUGGACAAGGGAGACCAAAUUUCCACAUGCUGUUUGGGCUGCUGGCCGUGGUCUAAUUGCCCUUCUUUUACCCAACUUUGAUGUGGUUGAUAAUCUAUGGCUGGAGCCAUGUUCUUGGCAGGGUAUUGGAUGUACAAAGAUUAGCAAGGCAAAAAAUGAAGGUUCCUUGAAUGGGAAUUCAGAAUCAAGAUCAUACCUUGAAAAGAAGCUUGUAUUUUGUUUUGGUUCAUAUUUAUCAUCCCAACUACUACUUCCUUUUGGGGAAGAAAAUUUUCUCUGUUCUUCAGAAUUGAAACAGGCUCAGGAGAUAGCUACAAGGAUGGUGAUUCAGUAUGGGUGGGGGCCUGAUGACAGUCCUGCAAUUUACUACAGUAACAAAGGGGUUACAUUUUUAAGCACGGGGAACAGCCAUGAGUAUGAGAUGGCAGCUAAAGUUGAAAAGCUUUACGAUUUAGCAUAUCUUAAAGCAAAGGGUAUGCUUCAGAAAAAUCGAGGAGUUCUUGAAAAGAUUGUUGAAGAAUUGCUUGAAUUUGAGAUUUUAUCUGGCAAGGAUUUAGAAAGGAUGGUUGAUGAUAAUGGUGGCAUUCGGGAGAAAGAGCCCUUUUCCCUUUCCCAAGCUAAUUAUACAGAGGCAUUGUCUAGCACCUUUCUAGAUCAAGGCAAUGGAGCAGGACCUGCUCUUUUAGGUGUAUCUACCUAGGAUGAAGGGCCAAUUUUUAUUACGAGUUUAGUUUGCCGCACGUCUUAAUAACUUAAUUUAACAGUGUCUUUCUGACAUUUGAAAUAUCACAGGAAGCAGGCUAGGGUUGAGAAGAUGCCCCGCUGUUUUCUCCCUUCUCAACUGUUAGCAAUCUCAAUCUUUUUGGUUAGAGGACAUUUGGCUCCUCGCUUUCUUUGAUUUUUCAGCAACAGGCAACAUAUUAGAAGGAUUAACUUUUUGCUUCACCGUAUUCCCCUUCCAUAUGAUUGUAAGCAUAAAAGCCAGUGCUUCGAAUACAGGGAUGAGCUUGAAGAGUUGCAAAAAUUUUAUAGACAUGGAGGCCUCACCAUUGAAAUUUUAGUUGAGGCUUGUAAAGAGCAUUUUAAUGCAAAUACCAAUGAUUGCAGAAUAAUCUUAUUAUGGGACUUCAAUUCUGGAUU